CCCAGCGAUUGGCCGCGGCUGCUGUGUGAUUGAGCCCGAAUGGCGGCACUAUUGGCCCCCUGAGCUGCAGACUGCGCUGGGGGCGGGUCAGUCUAUGGCUGUGAAGCUACAGAACAGAGAUUGAUACAUACGGAGGAGCAGGGAUACGUGUGGAUGUGGCUGCAUUACUGAAGCGUGACUACCUGCUAUUCUGGGAGCUGCUACUGAGCUACAAGAAAGAACAGGGUCGUGAAAUGAAGAAAGAAAGCUGUUUUCCUGAGAAAUAAAAAGAAAUUAAAGGAUUAUUUAGAAAUAAAGGUGACAGACACAGCUAGCUUAUUCCACUUCACGACAGAAUGAUGAGUAAACUAGAGGACAAGAAGGAGCAGAUGAUACCAUGAAGAGAAGUUCACAGGCCCUCUGUUGCCAUCUGUUUAGUGUUCUACUUGUCCUGGCACUGGCAGAUAAAGAUACAUUUGCUGCAAAGGAGUUAUUUCCCACUUUGCCAUCUUACCAGUUUCUGAAAGAAACGACCAUGAAUGCUGCAAUGGUGAGGCCAACUCACAGUUUUGAUCUUGUACGUAAAUUGAGAAAGUCUGGAACUUGGCAGUCUCAGAAGUCAAUGCCAACCUUGGUAACGCCACUUCCUAACAGUCAGGAUGUUACACAUUCAGGAAAUAUCUACAAUGAGAGGAAUGUAUUUCAGAAAGUCACAGCUGACUUCUCAGAAUCCUUAGAACCUUACCUCAAAACAGAACAUUCUAGUGUUCCUGUGAGAACUGCAUCAACUAAUGAUAAUAGCAGUGGCUCUGUGCUUGCUUUCCUUAAAGACACUUUUAUUCGUGGUGGUAGGUUGCAGGGCCUUAGCCAAGAGGAGCUUAUGGGUGGAGGUUUGCCAACCUCAGCAAGUGACGUGUCAGUCAACACUGAAGUCGUGUCUGUGCCUUUCAAACGCAACUACUUUAAAUUAUGGGAUGUAUUAAACAGAAAUAGCUCAUUGAUCUCUAUAAGGCAAAUAAAGAAUGGAACUACUUUGGCAGAAAGUGGUGCCUCAUCCCAUCCUGAAAAGACUUUCACUGAUGCCUGGAUCCCAACUGAUGAACCAGAGUUCUAUAAGGAUAUUAGUAUCAAACCACAUGGUGUUUCAAACAAAGAUUCUACACUGGACAAGAUUCCACCAACAGAUAUAAGUCCCAUGGUUUCUGUUACCAUCUCCACAGCUGCCUACACAGCAACAGGAAAUUUUCUUAAUAGGCUGGUGCCUGCUGGAACAUGGAAACCUGGGGUGCCUGGUAAUAUUUCACAUGUAACAGAAGAAGGCAGUCAUCCUCAGCACAAAGAGACUAUAUGCCUUGGCAAAAUGGAUAUCGUAUGGAUCUUUCUGGCCAUCAGUGUGCCAAUAUCUUCUUGUUCUGUGCUACUGACCGUGUGCUGUAUGAGGCGGAAGAAGAAGGCCUCUAAUCCAGAGAAUAACCUAAGCUACUGGAACAAUGCAAUAACCAUGGACUACUUUAACAAACAUGCUGUGGAGCUACCUCGAGAGAUUCAGUCCCUGGAAACCUCAGAGGACCAUCUUUCAGAGCCUCGCUCACCAGCCAAUGGAGAUUACCGAAAUAGUGGAAUGGUUCUUGUCAACCCAUUUUGUCAGGAAACACUCUUCUCUGCACAUGAGCAAGUUUCUGAAAUAUGAACAUGACUGUGCCAGGAGGGAUUUUUUCAUUUGGUUGCUUACAUAACUGAAUUAGAAUGAAGAUACAACAUCUGGUAGUUGAUCCUUAGGAGUAUGGUCAGAUAAUAGGUUGUUGAACUGACUUGAGCUGACUUCACUGCAUCUGGAAAAUCUAUCUUUCUGGCAGAUUUCUGUAACCACUGACAUAUAUAUUAUAAAUAUGCUUUGUGUAGCCCCUUUACCCCUCUUCAGACCUUUUCAGCUUGUUUACGAAAUGUCAUCUUUUUACAAUUGUGGUAAUACUUUACAGGAUAAAUUGUGGCUUUAUAAAUAAACUUAUUUAUAUGUAAAAAAAAAUAAUCUGUUUUG
Molecule: messenger RNA, 2017 nt
Organism: Xenopus tropicalis (tropical clawed frog)
Lineage: Eukaryota; Metazoa; Chordata; Amphibia; Anura; Pipidae
Gene: tmem108
Product: transmembrane protein 108
Exons: 6
Coding region: 377-1669 (430 amino acids)
Cellular component (GO): axon cytoplasm
Source: RefSeq, a predicted model, not a curated record